UCUUUCAUGCCUCAAAUUUCAAAACUUCUUCAGCAAAUGUCUCAUGCUCGUUCGAUCUUCUUCUCACUCUACAAAGCAAGCUCAAAGCGAAGACGCACAAGGCCAAAGUCCAGAAACGUAGAAUGGGGAUACACUGAACCAAGAAGAAGAAGCCCAGAAGUUACAGUAAUAAGAAGCCAUAACAUCAUGGAAGUGCAGCAUGAAGACACACACAGAGUUGAACCGUGUGAUAUAUGUGGUAAUGUUGGUUGGCCCGAAGCAAUUGCUACUUGCUCUGAAUGCAAAGUAGCUAAGCAACAUGUCUAUUGUAUGAAAAAGUUUGUGAGAAUAGUUCCUGUUGAUUGGCUUUGUGAAGCUUGCCAUUCUGUGGAUGAUGUGGUUUCAUUAGAAGAUGUUGAAAAUAGUGACAUAUCAGUAGACCCUGGAUUUGAUGCUUCUGAUGAUGUAACUGAACAUGAUGAGUUCACAGAUUCAACCAGUGGAGAAAUUCAAAAUACUUUAAUGACUACUCAACAAGCUCCUCAUUCAUCGGCAAAAGACCAGUCAAUGGAACAUCAUCAGCACUUGGACACUGAAAGGAAGAAAAUGCCUGUCAAAGCUUCCUCCUUUUCUCAUCCUCCUCUCCUUUCAACUAAGGCUCAGGAGGAGAAGUUCAACAGGUAUUUUGUAAAUAAAGAGGCUCUUGAGAGUUGGUAUGUAGAUUUCUCAUUUCUGUAUGAAAAUAACUUUGAGAUUAGACAUGCCUUGGAGCCCUUUAGUUUCUUCUUGGAACUGAAACAUGAGUGGAGUCCAAAGGUUGUCCGUGCCUUUUACUCUAACUUAACCUUGGAUGUUAGAGGAACAACAAUCAAAACUGAGGUUAGAGGAACCAAAAUUGUGUUGGAUUGUGCAACUCUGGCUAGCAUUCUUAAACUACCAACAAUAGAGGGACCAUGUUUCACUGAUAACCCAUAUAAUGUUAGGAUCUUAGAGGGCUAUGAUGAGAACAAAUAUGUCGCUAGGAUUCUACAAAUGGAGCAAGUACCAGAAGAUUUUGAAUAUAGAGCUAUUGUAGACUUCCCCAUGGAACACAAGCUUCUACACUACGUUGUAAGACAUUGUUUCUUCAACAAAUCUUGGAAUUCUGCUUAUGCAAGUGACUCUGAGAUGUUGAUGAUGUAUUACUUGCUUGAGAAGAUGGAUUUCAAUCUCCCGUACUUUAUGAUCCAUCGAAUGACAGCGUUUGCGCGAAAAGCCGCCGCGCCACUUCCUUAUGGCUCUUUUGUUACUGAGAUCCUCAAACACUUCCAGGUUCAUCAUCUUGAUGAGGAAGAAAGAAGAUCUCCUGAGACCAUUGGUAUUAACAAUUUGUCCAGAAUGGGAUUCAUGAGAAAAGAUGGUGCUUGGGAUCUUCAUUGUGCUUCUAAUCCUACAUCUUCUGAAUCUGAGGACUCUCUUCCUGCAACUCCUACAUCUCACGUCAAUUUUCCCGAGCUCGUGAUCAUGGAACGUCUACGGCAUGUGAUCACGGAAAAUCUACGGCAUUUCGAGUCUUUUCAACGGAAGGUUGAGAAGUGUAUUUGUCGAUGGCGUGAUCAUGGAAAAUCACGACGAUUUGAAUCUCUUCAACAACAGGUUGACGAGUGUGUUCAUCAAACGACGGCUAUGCAAGAAGUGUCAAUAAGUUCAGACACAUGAUGUUUCUUUUGGGUGGACUUUGUUGUGUGUGUAUGUGUGUGUGUGUUAAGAUGUUGUUAGUGCUAUAUGUUGUUGAUGCUUUUUGAUGGAUCAUUAUCAACAUUUAGCUAUUUUGUUGUGACAAUUAUGUGAUUUGGGAUU
Prosopis cineraria is the source of this 1818-nucleotide messenger RNA. RefSeq lists its product as uncharacterized. The record is from RefSeq and is a predicted model, not a curated record. NCBI's taxonomy places the organism in Eukaryota, Viridiplantae, Streptophyta, Magnoliopsida, Fabales, Fabaceae. The transcript has 5 exons. Bases 7 to 1677 code for a protein of 556 amino acids.